CUCUGCGGAAUGGGUUGGCCCUCGUCCUCAUCCUGGAACCUCCCUCCCCUGGUCCUAGACAGAAGCAGAAGAAAGUCUCCUAUCUGAGCCAGCCUCUGGAUGUCCUGCUGGAGGGGUGGUGAUAGAGGAGGUGAUUUUCUCAAGUCCUCUGGGCUGAGGGCUGAGGCCUGAGGCAAGGGGAGUAGGAUGGACAGUGUGUCCAUCUGUCAGCAAGCCAUCCCCUGAGUCCCCAUUGGCCAUGGGUGGCAGGGCAGUGGAAGAAGAGGGAAAGGAGAGGAGGCCCCAUCCACUGAAAGUACCAAGUGCAGUAAGUGGGCUGUUUCAGUGGGGGUGGGGGGUGAUGUGCAGAGCGAGGGAGCUGGGUGCCUCUGAGUCAGCCCAGUCAGGCUAGCUGUGGGAAAGGCUUGUCGGCGUUUAGACAAGCAGACCUUCUGUGAUUUUCUCAGCUUCACUGCGGAGGACCCUGAAGAAAACAGGCACCACCUCCACCCAGGUGUUGAGGCCCAGUCCUGGAGUAGGCCGCCGGUCCUCCUAGCCCCCCAGCCCCCCAGCCUCGCAUACGGUCACUGGACAGCUCCAUUUCCCCGCCACCACCAGCGUCCAGAAUGGCUUAUUCUGAGGAGCAAGGAGGUGUCCCCUGUGGUUUCAUCCGCCAAAAUUCUGGCAACUCCAUUUCCUUGGACUUUGAGCCCAACACAGAGUACUGGUUUGUGGAGCAAUUAGAAGAACGCUACAAAUGUGCCUUCUGCCACUCCGUGCUGCAUAACCCCCACCAGACAGGCUGUGGGCACCGCUUCUGUCAACACUGUAUCCUGUCCCUGAGAGAAUUAAAUGCAGUCCCACUCUGUCCUGUAGAUAAGGAGGUUAUCAGAUCUCAGGAGGUGUUCAAAGACAAUUGCUGUAAAAGGGAAGUCCUCAAUUUAUAUGUGUACUGCAAAAAUGCUCCUGGAUGUAAUGCCAAGAUUAUUCUGGGACGCUACCAGGACCACCUCCAGCAGUGCCUGUUUCAAGCUGUGCAGUGUUCUAAUGAGAACUGUCAGGAACAAGUCCUUCGGAAAGAUCUGAAAGAACAUUUGAGCGCACGUUGCCAUUUUCGAGAGGAAAAGUGCCUUUAUUGCAAAAAAGAUGUGGUAGUAAUCAGUCUGCAGUAUCAUGAGGAAAACCUGUGUCCCGAGUACCCAGUAUCUUGUCCCAACAAGUGUUUGCAGAUUAUUCCAAGAACUGAGGUGGAUGAGCACCUCGCUGUGUGUCCUGAAGCUGAGCAAGACUGUCCCUUCAAGCACUACGGCUGUACUGUGAAGGAUAAACGGGGGGUCCUGCAGGAGCACGAGCAUUCAGCCUUACGGGACCACAUGCUUCUGGUUUUAGAAAAGAACUUCCAGUUAGAAGAACAGAUUUCUGAUUUAUAUAAGAGCCUAGAGCAGAAAGAAAGUAAAAUCCAGCAGCUAGCAGAAACUGUAAAGAAAUUCGAAAAGGAGUUCAAGCAGUUUGCACAGCUGUUUGGCAAAAAUGGAAGCUUCCUCUCAAACAUCCAGGCUCUCUCCAGUCACAUUGACAAGUCUGCUUGGCUAGAAGCUCAAGUGCGCCAGCUGCUGCAGACGGCCAACCAGCAACAAAGUAAAUUUGAUCUGAGGGCUUUGGUGGAAGCGAUUGAUACGGUGAAACAGAAAAUCACUCUGCUAGAAACCAAUGAUCAAAGACUAGUUGUUCUGGAAGGGGAGACUAGCAAACACGAUGCCCACAUUAAUAUCCACAAAGCCCAACUGAAUAAAAAUGAAGAGCGAUUUAAGCUGCUAGAAGGGGCCUGCUAUAAUGGCAAGCUCAUCUGGAAGGUGACAGACUAUAAGAUGAAGAAGAGGGAGGCGCUGGACGGGCACACGGUGUCCAUCUUCAGCCAGCCCUUCUACACCAGCCGGUGUGGCUACCGGCUCUGCGCUAGAGCGUACCUGAACGGGGACGGCUCCGGGAAGGGCACACACCUGUCGCUGUACUUCGUGGUGAUGCGAGGGGAGUUUGACUCCCUGUUGCAGUGGCCGUUCAGGCAGAGGGUGACCCUGAUGCUUUUGGACCAGAGCGGCAAAAAGAACCACAUUAUGGAGACCUUCAAGGCCGACCCCAGCAGCAGUAGCUUUAAAAGACCUGACGGGGAAAUGAACAUUGCGUCUGGCUGUCCCCGCUUCGUGGCGCACUCCACUUUGGAGAAUACCAAGAACACCUACAUCAAAGACGACACCAUGUUCCUGAAAGUAGCUGUGGAUUUAACUGACCUGGAGGACCUCUAGUCCCUGUGUGGGGUGAUGAAGGGCGUGCCGGGCCAGAACCACGGUGGAGGAUACCUGUGAUUAUCAUAUGGAUGGACCAGAGCUCAGUACACAUUUGUAGGGGCUUGUCACCCCUGAUGUUUGAAGUCAGUUUAAAAACUUCUCAAGCGCUAUCUGCUUUUUACAUUUUACUCUGUCCCAUUUUGAAACUUAAAACACUUAGACUAUCCUCAUUAUUUAUAUUUUUAUCUCUCUUAAAAGAUGUCAAGUUUCUUGAAAGCAAGGUCUGGGGCCUCUCUCUUUUACUGGUGCUUGGCAUGGUGUCUCAGAGCAGGCACUGUGUGGAAUGUUACCGAGGACACAGAGGAAGAAUUGAAAAUGCCCCAGCAUUUUAUUAUUUGGCCUGCUGAUUCUAGACCUGACCAUAAGCCUGCAAAAGCCAUCUUUCAGGAUAGGCUGUCCCCAUUACACAGUUGGGUGGUGUGCUUUCAAAGACAGUAGGCCUGGUUUGGACCAGAUUUUAUUUGGUCCAGUACUAAAUUUGUGGAAAUCACUAUGCCUCUAAACAUUUUCAUUAAAAAAUUACCAGUAGUCAGCAAGUACAGUUUUGCAAGGCUGCAUUAG
This is a messenger RNA of Enhydra lutris kenyoni (northern sea otter), 2885 nucleotides long. RefSeq names its product TNF receptor associated factor 5. Gene Ontology annotation, molecular function: thioesterase binding; tumor necrosis factor receptor binding; zinc ion binding. Gene Ontology annotation, cellular component: plasma membrane signaling receptor complex. The record is from RefSeq and is a predicted model, not a curated record. NCBI's taxonomy places the organism in Eukaryota, Metazoa, Chordata, Mammalia, Carnivora, Mustelidae. The coding region runs from base 606 to 2282 and encodes 558 amino acids. Gene Ontology annotation, biological process: positive regulation of JNK cascade; positive regulation of canonical NF-kappaB signal transduction; regulation of apoptotic process. The transcript is spliced from 12 exons.